Messenger RNA from Lolium perenne, 1058 nucleotides. RefSeq lists its product as uncharacterized. The record is from RefSeq and is a predicted model, not a curated record. Gene Ontology annotation, biological process: regulation of DNA-templated transcription. NCBI's taxonomy places the organism in Eukaryota, Viridiplantae, Streptophyta, Magnoliopsida, Poales, Poaceae. Gene Ontology annotation, molecular function: DNA binding; DNA-binding transcription factor activity.
GCACCAGUGUAGUGUGUGUCUGGCCGCGCGCAGGAUCUAGAGAGAAAAAUGGUCAAGAACCUGUCGAGCAGCAGCAGGUGCGACGCUCAUGGCGGCGGCACGGCGAGCGGUGCGGCCGCGGCAGCGCUGUGCGGCGCCGGGAGCAGGCCGGCGGUGGCGGUGAGGCAGUACAAGGGGGUGCGGAUGCGGAGCUGGGGGUCGUGGGUGUCGGAGAUCAGAGCGCCGCACCAGAAGCGCCGGAUCUGGCUCGGCUCCUACGCCACGCCGGAGGCCGCCGCGCGCGCCUACGACGCCGCGCUCCUCCGCCUCAAGGGCUCCGACGCCGUCCUCAACUUCCCAUCGUCCUCCUCGACGUGGCAGCCUGCCGACUCGGUGGCCGAUGACUCGUCCCCGAGGUCCAUCCAGCGAGCGGCCGCCGCGGCAGCGGCGGCCUUCCAAGUCGAAGCCACUAGCACUAUCGUCGCCGACGACAGCUGCUCUUCCAGUGCCGAAGCGACGACGCCGACCUCGGCGGCCUCCGUAUCGACGCUGGGCAGCGCCGACGCCCAGGAGCACGCGACGUCUUCGAUGUCCGCGGCGGCCAGCGCUGCGUCGCCGGAGGGUGAUCAGGACGAGCUGUGGACGGAGCUGGACGCGUUCGCUUCCACCGAACUCAUGGAUCUCGUCGCCGCCGGUCACGCCACGCCCUUCUCGGCGCCUUGCUGGGAGGAGCCCGAGGAGGACGGCGAGAUGAUGAGAUUGUGGAGCUUCUGCUAGGCCCCACGCCCCGGCGUCUUCCGAGCACUGAUCAGCGCAUCCGAAUGCUUCCAUUGAUUCUUUUCACCAUUAUCCUCAACCUCAAGCGUUGCUUAGCUGCAUCUGCAUGCAUGGAUCAUAUCUAGGCUCUAGGUCUCCCUCCAUGUCUGCUUCCAUAGAUUCUUUCGUUCCUUUGGCAUUGGUAUGGAAAAUAUUAGAUUUUCUUGUUUAUUUCGUGAGAAUUUUAUUAAUACUAUAUAUACUCCUACACUGUAUUUUAUUUGCUGAUGAGUGAAUCGAGUGAGACUGAUAGCAUUGCUGCA